Molecule: messenger RNA, 1776 nt
Organism: Bactrocera tryoni
Lineage: Eukaryota; Metazoa; Arthropoda; Insecta; Diptera; Tephritidae
Gene: Scsalpha1
Product: succinate--CoA ligase [ADP/GDP-forming] subunit alpha, mitochondrial
Exons: 5
Coding region: 108-1094 (328 amino acids)
Biological process (GO): tricarboxylic acid cycle
Cellular component (GO): succinate-CoA ligase complex (ADP-forming); mitochondrion
Molecular function (GO): succinate-CoA ligase (GDP-forming) activity; succinate-CoA ligase (ADP-forming) activity
Source: RefSeq, a predicted model, not a curated record
UCACACACGAACGAACGAAAGAAAAAUUAAUUUGCACAGUCUGAUUAAUUUUUGCUUUUCUAUAGUUUUGAAGGGGUCAACAUCUUUAUAAAAGAUUCGAAUUAGGAAUGGCUGCUACAGCUAGAUCACUACUAAAGCUUCGAGAUAGUAUCUCGGUUGGUGUACGUUUUGGCUCGGAAUAUGCCAAGACGCGUGGCAACUUGCAAUUAACCGCUGAUUCACGUGUUAUAUGCCAAGGCUUUACGGGUAAACAAGGUACUUUCCACAGCCAACAAGCUUUGGAAUAUGGUACCAAACUCGUUGGUGGAAUCUCUCCCAAGAAAGGCGGCUCUACACAUCUUGGUCUGCCAGUAUUUGCUUCGGUAGCUGAAGCGAAAAAGGCAACCGAUCCCCACGCAACUGUUAUUUAUGUGCCACCACCUGGUGCAGCGGCUGCUAUUUUGGAAGCUCUGGAAGCUGAAAUUCCAUUGAUUGUUUGUAUCACCGAAGGAGUACCUCAGCAUGAUAUGGUGCGCGUAAAACACGCUCUAUUGAGGCAAAAUAAAUCACGCCUUGUUGGUCCCAAUUGCCCCGGUAUCAUUGCACCUGAAAGAUGCAAGAUUGGCAUUAUGCCUGGUCACAUCCACAAGCGUGGUAAAAUCGGUGUUGUGUCACGCUCAGGUACACUCACUUAUGAAGCCGUGAAUCAAACUACUGAAGUUGGCCUUGGACAAACAUUGUGUGUUGGUAUCGGUGGUGAUCCGUUCAACGGUACCGACUUCAUCGAUUGUCUGGAAAUAUUCUUGAAGGAUCCAGACACUAAAGGUAUUAUUCUAAUCGGUGAAAUCGGUGGUGUAGCUGAGGAAAAGGCUGCCGAAUACCUGACACAAUAUAACACGGGCAUUAAAGCGAAGCCGGUCGUAUCGUUUAUUGCCGGUCUAUCUGCUCCACCCGGUCGUCGUAUGGGUCACGCUGGUGCCAUAAUCUCUGGUGGUAAAGGAGGUGCUGGUGACAAGAUUAAAGCUCUCGAACAAGCUGGUGUUAUUGUAACCAGAAGCCCGGCACAAAUGGGCAAGGAAUUGUACAAAGAGAUGAAACGUCUGGAGUUAGCCUAGAAUUUAAUGAAAAGCUAGGAAGCAGCAGCAUAAGUGAAACGUUCAACAACCGAAAUGUACAUUAAGGAGAAGGCACAUAUUAAAGCGAUCAACUAAGUAAAAAGUUAAAUGUGGAAUAUGACAGCUUGUUUGGUGAUAAAUAAAAGAUGAUUGAAAGUAUAUUAAUUAUACGAUUACUAAAGCAAAUAAAACAAAAAUAACAAAAACACAAAAACGUACAGUGAAACAUUUCCAUACCUAACUGCCGAGAAUAAAAUGCGAAAAUUAUGAACAAAGACAUCUUAAACACAGUUGCCACAAUAAUAAAUAGUCAAACUAAAUUCAUAAAAUAGUAAAUAUUACCACCAAAAAAUAAUAUACUCGGGCUCGGGCCAAUAUAUUGAUAAUAUAAAAUGUAAGCAUUAUUUCUCUGCACUCUCUUAAUGUCUUGCAUGAACAAGUAAAUACACUAAAUAUGCACUGAGUUAAGAAUAUACACAGCACUUUACACUUACAUUACUUAAGCGAUCGUGCAAAAUAUUUUUGCCUAGUUCAAUACUUUUAUUUCAAACGUGAGCUGCAUGCAAUUAAAUUUUAUAUAAUAAUAAUAACAAGACAUAGCAUCCUAUUUGUCAGCUAAAAAGAAACAAAGUUUUUAUUAAGCUGCAUACAAUUAAUUGCAAUUUGAAGAAACAAGCGCAAA